GCCGCUUCUUAUUGGAAUGCGUUGGCAUUUAGACGCUUCAAUAACAAUCAGUCACAAUACCGUUGACUUAAAAACGUUUCUGUAUAAAUAUAAUAAAUAAAUUCGAUUAGUGAAUUUCUUUACGAUUAGAACAAUGAUCCCGAUAAGAAUUAAGUGUCGAGUUUUUGAAAAGGUAAUCUUUUCGAUUAAUAAAAGGACAAAACAUCUCUGGAAUAUAGAAAAAGUCGUAAAGUCGCCGUACAAAGACGUGGUGAUACCAGAUAUGCCGAUCUGUGAUUACAUGUGGAGGAACUUGGGGAGAUGGUCAAAAAAAAAGGCCGUGGUUUGCGGAAUAACUGAUAGAAGUUACACAUACCAACAGCUAUACCGUCAAUCCCGAGCCCUUGGUGCGAAUUUGCGAAGAAAAUUUAAAAUUCAAGACGGUGACGCAAUUGCUGUAAUGCUUCCAAAUAUGCCCGAAUAUCCUAUCGUUAUUCUCGGUACACUAACAGCCGGCGGUUUAGUUACAACAUUAAACCCUGUUUACACUGCUUAUGAAAUUGCAAGGCAAAUACAAAUGUCACAUCCGAAAAUAUUCAUCGCUGUUCGAGACACCGCACCAAUAAUAAAAGAUGCUUUAAUAAAAUGUAAAUUAAAUGUACCCAUAAUCAUUGUGGAUGUUGACGAGAAUCGACUAGAAGACACUGUGUCUUUUAAAGAACUUGUUGAUGAUAAUAACAUAGAUUUAAACAUUUUGAAAGAAGUCAAAUGUAAUAAAGGCGAUGUGUCACUUCUUUUAUAUUCGAGUGGAACAACAGGACUCCCUAAAGGAGUAGAAUUAACGCAUAGAAAUGUCAUUGCGAACUCUGAACAACUUAAUUCAAGUGAAAUAAAAAUGUUCAACGACACAACUGACUCGAACCAAGACACAAUUCUGUCAUAUUUACCAAUGUUUCAUUCUUACGGUCUAUGCGUUGUUCUGAUACAUAAACUAUCUGUUGGAAUGAAAUUGGUCACUUUACCGAAAUUCCAGUCGGAUAUCUUUGUAAACACAUUGGAGAAAUAUGAUUUUACUACACUGUCCUUAGUUCCACCAACAGUUCUUUUUCUGGCGACUAAUUCUGAAGUGAAUUCCAAACAUUUUACUAAAUUAAAAAAUGUUUUUGUGGGCGCUGCGCCAACACCGAUGGCUGACAUCGAGCAAUUUCUAAAUAAAGUUAAUCACGACAUACAAUUCAGCCAUAUUUAUGGACUAACAGAGACGUCGCCGAUGGCUCUAGCGCCACCUUUAAAUUUCAAGGAUUACACCUCCGUUGGGUUCGCAUUAUCAAACUGUGAAAUCCGUGUCGUUAAUAAUCAAUUGAAUAAUUUGGGUCCAAAUGAGCUUGGUGAAUUGUUAAUAAAAGGGCCAAAUGUAACGAAAGGUUAUAAGAACAACCCAGAAGCUAAUGAGCAAGCCUUUGUUGAAAAGGAAUGGUUAAGAACUGGUGAUUUGGUAAAGAUCAAUGAAGAUGGGUCUGUAGUUAUAGCGGACAGAUUAAAGGAAAUUAUAAAGGUUAACGCUUACCAAGUUCCUCCAGCUGAACUGGAAAACGUUAUCAAGGAGCACCCGGCUGUAUUUGAUGUCGCAGUAAUUGGAGUACCAGAUGAGAAAACCGGGGAAAAACCUAAAGCUUUUGUAGUAUUAAAUAAAGGAUUUAAUGUCACCGAGAAAGAAAUAAUGGAACAUGUUAGCGAUAAAGUAGCUCCAUUUAAAAAAUUAAAAGAAGUAGUUUUUAUCGACACCAUACCUAAGAAUUCGACUGGUAAGGUCUUGAGGAGAUUGUUGCACUAAGUGUCAUUUUAAAAUCGAGGAGGAAGUAAAAAUCCUUAUAAAGGGUCAAUAGAGCAUUUGUUUUUGAGUCGCCUAGUGAUAUAAAAGCCGCAGCUUCGAUUCCAUGUACUAUAGCGUCCCAACUGCUAACAUAAGCUGUAUAAUUGAUUGUAAAUGUAUGAAGGUAAAUGCCCAUUUACCUUCAUACAAGCCCUUAUAAUAUUAUUAGAAAUCAGAACGUUAAAAAACAACGUCUUAUUAUUUUCCUUAUCUAUUCCCAUUUGGUUGAUUAAGUAUAUAGUUUGUAAGUGUAAGUAUGGAUAAGCCUUCGAUUUGCGUUGCUUAAAUUGGGCAGCACCUCAUGAGAAUAUAUUAUGUUUUCACCGUCUGAUCGAUAGCUACGUUCAGAUAAAAAUAUUCGAUUUGCGGUAUAAAUGCGCGGCCUUUUGAAUAAAGAAUUUAUAGCUCUAGUUUACCUAUGCUUUUAAAAUCUAAAGGAGCUCAUAGUUUUCCACCCAGAAUGUGUGUAUA
This is a messenger RNA of Nymphalis io (European peacock), 2323 nucleotides long. RefSeq lists its product as uncharacterized. Gene Ontology annotation, molecular function: long-chain fatty acid-CoA ligase activity. The coding region runs from base 134 to 1813 and encodes 559 amino acids. The record is from RefSeq and is a predicted model, not a curated record. The transcript is spliced from 8 exons. Gene Ontology annotation, biological process: long-chain fatty acid metabolic process; fatty-acyl-CoA biosynthetic process. Lineage: Eukaryota; Metazoa; Arthropoda; Insecta; Lepidoptera; Nymphalidae. Gene Ontology annotation, cellular component: mitochondrion.